Molecule: messenger RNA, 940 nt
Organism: Apus apus (common swift)
Lineage: Eukaryota; Metazoa; Chordata; Aves; Apodiformes; Apodidae
Gene: UBE2F
Product: ubiquitin conjugating enzyme E2 F (putative)
Exons: 10
Coding region: 101-658 (185 amino acids)
Biological process (GO): protein neddylation
Cellular component (GO): nucleus
Molecular function (GO): NEDD8 transferase activity
Source: RefSeq, a predicted model, not a curated record
UCUCGCGAGAGCGCGGCCCGCCCCGCCCCGCCCCGCCCCGCCCGGUGCCGGCCCCGCCGCGCGGGCCCUGACGCCGCCGGCCGGUUGGGGGGCAGCAGUGAUGCUGACUCUGGCGAGCAAGUUGAAGAGAGAUGAUGGAGUCAGAGGAGCUCAGGCAUCUCAUCCAGCUUCUGAUUCCACUCGGAGAGUUUCUGUCCGGGAUAAACUGCUGGUGAAAGAGGUGGCCGAGCUGGAUGCAAAUUUACCUGCGACCUGCCAGGUGAGCUUUGCUGACCCAAACAAGCUCCAUGACUUCCAGCUGACUGUGACCCCAGAUGAGGGUUACUACCAAGGGGGCAAGUUUCAGUUUGAAAUCGAAGUCCCUGAUGCCUACAACAUGGUGCCUCCCAAGGUGAGAUGCUUGACCAGGAUCUGGCACCCAAACAUCACGGAGACGGGCGAGAUCUGCCUCAGUCUGUUGAGGGAACACUCCAUCGAUGGCACGGGCUGGGCCCCCACGAGAACAUUGAAGGAUGUUGUUUGGGGCUUGAACUCCUUGUUCACUGACCUUCUGAAUUUCGACGACCCGCUGAACAUCGAGGCUGCAGAGCAUCACUUGCGGGACAAGGAGGACUUCCGGAGUAAAGUUGAGGACUACAUGAAGCGCUACGCCAGAUGAUGAAGGAUGAAGGUGAUGAAGGUGAUGAUGAUGGCAGGACCACAGCUUCCACCCUCCAGUUGUCCUUCACUUCUCCAACCAACCCAGGUCGCACCAGCCCCGUGUCCACCUCGUGCUGAAGGAGAAACUUCAUCCCUUCCCAGGUCCAGAGGGGGGAUUUGGGAGAGGAGCUGGUGUUGGUUGGGAAGAGUCGUGUCCUUCCUUCUCAAGAUGGUGACUCUUGUGGCUCGUUCCACGGAUCCGCUCGGGGCGGCCAAGGAAUCAUUAAUGACCUUGGAAUGA